Cyphomyrmex costatus is the source of this 3351-nucleotide messenger RNA. It is a transcript of the gene Nox, whose product is annotated as NADPH oxidase. NCBI's taxonomy places the organism in Eukaryota, Metazoa, Arthropoda, Insecta, Hymenoptera, Formicidae. Gene Ontology annotation, biological process: superoxide anion generation; defense response. Gene Ontology annotation, cellular component: NADPH oxidase complex; plasma membrane. Gene Ontology annotation, molecular function: superoxide-generating NAD(P)H oxidase activity; calcium ion binding. The transcript is spliced from 19 exons. The coding region runs from base 1 to 3351 and encodes 1116 amino acids. The record is from RefSeq and is a predicted model, not a curated record.
AUGGAAGAGACUAUUAUUUGCAUGGAGGAAGAAUGUCUGUUAGAAAAAAGGAGGACGGUCAUUCUGAGGGAAUGUAAGGAGAUAUUGCAGGAAGAAGGAUCCGGGCGCUAUAGCAAAGAGGCCUUUAGAAGACUCUUCUAUGAUCAGGUGCUUCUUAGAAAGUUAUUUGUACUAUUUGAUCAAGAUUGUGAUGGGUUACUAAAACAAGAUGAAUGGCUCGAAUUCCUCAAGGGGAGGUUGACAAACGAAAAGCAAAAUGAUUUUGUCGAUCAGAUUGAAAGUGUUGCAUAUGUAUUAUGUGAUGAGAAUCCAAUAAAUUUGUCCAAUUUUCAACAGAUUUUCUAUACCAAAGGGAUCGUUGAUAAAUUGUACCGAUUAAUUGAUCAUGAGAAUUCGGGUUAUGUAACAUCUACUCAAAUCUUAGAUAUGAUAUCUGGAGUGAGUAACACCAGGCCACGUACUGGCUUCGAUAAAGGAAAUCUUGAAUGGCUGGAAAAAAUAUUUAAACAAACUGUUGGAAACGAAGGAGAAAUAUGCCUUGAAGAAUUCAAAACAAUCGUUACUUCGAAGAACCCAUUCUUUACUGAGAGAGUCUUUCAAAUAUUCGACAAAGACAACUCUGGUACGAUAUCGCUUCAAGAAUUUCUAGACGCUAUGCAUCAAUUCGCUGGAAAAUCUAUGAACGAUAAAAUUAGGUUCCUCUUCAAAGUUUAUGAUAUCGAUGGUGAUGGAUUAAUACAACUUCGCGAACUAGAACAUGUUAUGAGAGCUUGUAUGGAAGAAAAUGGAAUGAAGUUUAGCGACGAGCAAAUCGAAGAUCUGACAAUUGCACUUUUUGAGGAUGCUGAUCAAGGCAAUAAAGGAGCGAUUACCUUCGAAGGUUUAAAAAAGCAGUUAGCAAAGCAUGAGGGUCUGCUGGAAAAUCUCUCGAUCAGCAUAGAUCGAUGGUUGGUACCACCGCAACCUAAUUCAAAGAAGAAAUCUAUUUUGGAUACGUUUUUGUCUCUUCGUCCGUAUCAACUCACAAAGCCAUACUUGAAGAAUAAUUAUGUCUUUAUUGCCUUCAUUUCGAUGUUCAUGCUUAUCAACGUGACUCUCUUCGUCUCUCGUCUCUACAAGUAUCGAAAUCACAGUGUUUACAUAAUGUUUGCGCGUGCCUGCGGACAAUGUCUGAACUUCGAUUGCACGUUUAUUCUGAUCUUAAUGCUGCGCCAGUGCAUCACGUUUUUGAGAACGCAUAGCUUCAAUUCAUUAGUGCCCCUAGAUCAUCAUAUAUAUCUUCAUAAAAUGACAGGGAUAUUGAUUGGAAUCUUCAGUAUUGUACAUACCCUAAUGCAUCUCAUUUACUGCGGUACUGUAAUAAUAAAAGACGAGAAAAUGAAUAGCGGAAACUACACUAUGUUUGAAUGGCUAUUAACCAGUCAACCUGGAUAUUUCGGUCUGGUUGCAGGCAGUGCAUAUCCGACUGGGAUAGUUCUGUUUAUUAUACUCGUCAUUAUGAUCGUCUGUUCUAUGCCGUUUGUACGGCGUGGAGGUUGCUUUGAGAUAUUUUAUUGGUCCCAUUUGCUAUACAUACCAUUCUGGAUUCUGUUGAUCUUCCAUGGUCCUAACUUCUGGAAGUGGUUUGUCGGUCCGGGUAUUAUAUACCUAGUAGAAAAAAUUCGUCGACUUGUGUGGUUACGUUCUAACCGUGGAAAGACCUAUAUAAGUUCUGGUCUCCUUUUACCUUCGAAGGUGACUAAUCUGGUUAUUAAGAGACCAUCCAAUUUUCACUUUCAUCCUGGCGAUUAUGUAUUCGUUAAAAUCCCAGUAAUAGCAAAAUAUGAAUGGCAUCCUUUUACCAUUAGCAGUGCUCCCGAACAAGAAGAUUAUAUGUGGCUACACAUUCGUGCGGUUGGUGAAUGGACCAACAGUUUAUACUCGUACUUUGAAAAAGAACAAAUAAAACUUCAUUGUGACAUAUUGCCUGCCGAGAACUGUGAUGCUGUUUGUGUUCUCUCCAAAAAAUCUUUUAUCAGUGGCAAAAAAACGCCACUUAUUGUAACACAGAAAGCUUCAAUGGAAUCCAUGCCUCAGGCUCAUCUGGACAAUCCUUCGUUCAUAUCUGACUUAUCGAAUUCUGUGUCACCUUCGCAUGCAUCAAUUAAUAAUAAGUCUGCAUAUUUAAAAACUACUGAACAUACGCCAGAAUCAAACAAGGAAUGGACAGACGUGUCUGUAAAAAGAGAUAAGAAAUUACAUCAAUUUUUUCUUAGUACCAAAAUACCACUUAAAAAAUCACAUUCGAUGCCCGAUAUGCAAAUCAAAAGCAAGAAAAAAGAACGACUCAGAGCACUUCGAGAUUACAUGAGAUCUGAAUCGGAAAGGAAUUUCGACGAGUGUCAAAUGAAAUGCGCGCGAUUCAAGUCAUUGGGCUUAGCCUACUUGAGUCCGCAAAACAAAUCAUUAGCUCAAAGUUUCCGAUACAUGCGGACAAAACCGACUAUUAUUGCAUUUAAAACACCCAGUUUUGAAACGGACGAUUAUGAGAUUGACGUGCUGUCAAAUGUUGCAACAAAUGCAAAUGCGGAAGGAAAUGAAAUAUUGCACAAUACAUCGAUAACAAUGCAAAUUGCGGCAGAAGAAGGAAAAUUGAGACAAGGGUUUAAUGAAGCUGUAGGUAGUUCAAAUAGUUUAGAUUUGAAAUCUGAUAGUUCUUCUCAACUACCUAUAAAUUACCCUGUAGGGAAACCACUUGAGAUCUUUUUAGACGGUCCUUAUGGAGCACCAUCAAGUCAUAUCUUUCGAGCGCAGCAUGCUGUUUUAAUCGCCACAGGAAUCGGAGUUACUCCUUUCGCUUCUAUAUUGCAAUCGAUUAUGCAUCGAUAUUGGAAAGCGAGACAUACUUGCCCAAAAUGUUCAUUCUCCUGGGCUAGUGAAAUUCCGCCUACUGUAAUGAAUUUACGAAAAGUUGACUUUUUUUGGAUUAACCGCAAUCAACGUUCAUUUGAAUGGUUCGUAAACUUACUAUCUCAACUUGAGAUAGAACAAGCUGAGUUAGGUAUCACCAUGGAACGCUUUCUGGAGAUGCAUAUGUACAUCACAAGCGCAUUGCAAAAGAGCGACAUGAAGGCAGUUGGCUUGCAAUUGGCGCUGGAUCUUCUGCACGAAAAAGAAAAACGAGAUCUCAUUACAGGAUUAAAAACCAGAACGAAUGCAGGUCGUCCCAAUUGGGAUAAGGUAUUCAAACAGCUUCAGGAUAAGAAGAAAGGAAAAAUUACAGUGUUUUUUUGCGGACCGCCACAACUCGCUAGGAUUCUUCGGUACAAAUGCGAUCAAUUUGGAUUCUGCUUUAGAAAGGAAUCCUUCUAA